ACUUGUAUUAUAUCCUCUCAAUCCCAAAGUAUUCAGAAUCAUUUAGAAUCCUCUUCUCCUCUUCCCUUUCCAUUUGUCUUUCAUUUCUCUUAAAAUGACCUUUACUUAUAGCUUUACACAAACACUUAUCUUCAACUCCAUACCUGUCAUUCUCCUAUUCGUUCUCAUAUUGGGCUGGGCUACCCGACCCUCUCAAGCUUACAAAACAUUCGGGUUCGAACUCCACCAUAGGUUCUCGGAUCCAGUUACCCGGAUUCUUGAUUUGGGUGAAAAGUUACCGGAAAAAGGUAGUAUUGAAUACUACGCCGCCUUAGCUAGCCGUGAUGUUGCUGUUCAUGGACGCCGGUUGAAAGCAAAUUCCGGUGACUAUCAAACUCCACUCACCUUCUCCAAUGGAAAUACAACUUAUCGCAUCAGUCUCUUUGGAUUCUUGCAUUAUGCAAAUGUGACGAUGGGGACACCAGGAUCAUCGUUUCUGGUGGCGUUAGACACUGGAAGUGACCUUUUUUGGUUGCCUUGUGACUGCGUCAAGUGUGUCAAAGGGGUUGAAAUUCAAAAUGAUUCGUUGGAAUUCAGCAUUUACAGCCUCAAUACAUCAUCCUCAGGGAGGGUAGUUCAAUGCGACAGUCCUCUUUGUGCACAUAAAACAAGCUGUCCAGCUUCAUCCAGUACAUGUCCCUACAGAGUCAUUUAUCUCUCUUCCAACACAUCGUCUUCUGGGUAUUUAGUUGAGGAUGUGUUGCAUCUAACUGCGGAUGAUAAUCCUUCUGAGUCUAUUGAAGCUAAAAUUCCUUUUGGCUGUGGCAAGGUUGAGACUGGUUCAUUUUUGGAUGGUGGAGCUCCUAAUGGCUUACUCGGUCUUGGUUUGGAUAAAAUCUCGUUGCCUAGCAUGUUAUCUAGUCAGAAAGUUGCUGCAGAUUCUUUCUCCAUGUGUUUUGGAGCUGAUGGAAUAGGACGAAUCACUUUUGGAGAUAAAGGCAGCUCAAAUCAAAAAGAAACACCACUAAAUCUUAGAAAGAUAAAUCCACAUUACAAUAUUAGCAUAUCACAGAUAAAGGUGGGAACGAUUGCCUCUCGUGUUGAUGAUCUUUACGCUAUUUUCGACUCUGGCACGUCGUUCACAUACCUCGAUGAUCCUGCUUAUUCUCUAAUCACUGAAAAUUUUGAUGCCCAGGUAAAUGAUCAUAGAGCUGCAUCUCCAUCUGAUAUUCCUUUCGAGUACUGUUAUGCGUUAAGCACAAGCCAAAGUCGCUUGAACAUGCCCCCUAUCAAUCUGACAAUGGAAGGUGGAGACCAAUUUUAUGUUACUAAUCCAGUAGUGACAGUUUCUCUUAUGUCAGGAGACUUCUAUUGCUUGGGAAUUGUCAAAAGUGAAGUCGUAAAUAUUAUUGGCCAGAACUUCAUGACUGGAUAUCGUGUGGUUUUUGAUCGUGAAAAAAAGGUCUUGGGCUGGAAGGCAUCAGACUGUAACGAAGCAGCGGACUCGAGCAUGCUUCCCAUCAGUCCUCAUGGUUCCCAAAAGGUUCCUCCCAUAGCCUCCAUUGAACCUCAAGCUAUAAAACAAAACGAUUCUCAUAUGGCCGGGAGUUCAUCAGCUUUCGAACAAAAUUUAUCUCAUUUAAACCUCUGGACUAGCACACUCAUGUUGUCUUUCCUUCAAAUUUUGUCAAUUCUUUGGUAAAUUCAUUACCCACGGGCUAGCUCGAUAGACUUAGAUUACUGGCUGGAUCAUGCACCAUUUUUAUUAAGGUAUAAGUGAUGACAUUUUUUCUAGUUGUAUAUCCUCUUAUGUUUAGGCUCUGUAUUAUUCUUCUCGACGGCUAUUUUUGACCCAGUAUUGUAAAUAGUUUUAACUACAAAAAUAGCAUUUGUACAUCAUCAUAUAUAUAUUCCUCCGUAGACGGAUAAUUAAAAAUAGUCGUAUAAAUGUACAAUUCUAUCGCUAUUAUGGAAUUGUUUUUUUGUUUGUACAAAUUUUUUAUUCAAGCAAUGAUUUUUUUUUCCUCCCACUAUGAAAUGGUGAAAUGAAAAUCAAUAAUACAAUUUAUUGUUUAACCAUUAAAAUAAAAUUCAUCUUUCAAUAAUUGUAAAAUAAUUUUACCUAUUGCGCAUAUACGUAAAAAAGUUAAAUAAUUCAUCUUAUGAAGUAUUAAUCUUAUUUCAAUGAUUAAAGGUCUUUAAAUCUUCAUUCUUGAUUCCUUAUUUUGUAAAAUUUCAGAUUUCUUUCGAAGCUUCUCUAACCUAUUAAAACCCAUAUUUCAAAAAAAAAAAAAA
This is a messenger RNA of Amaranthus tricolor (Joseph's coat), 2274 nucleotides long. Its product is annotated as aspartyl protease family protein 1-like. The transcript is spliced from 10 exons. Gene Ontology annotation, molecular function: aspartic-type endopeptidase activity. The record is from RefSeq and is a predicted model, not a curated record. Bases 95 to 1681 code for a protein of 528 amino acids. NCBI's taxonomy places the organism in Eukaryota, Viridiplantae, Streptophyta, Magnoliopsida, Caryophyllales, Amaranthaceae. Gene Ontology annotation, biological process: proteolysis.